Molecule: messenger RNA, 4126 nt
Organism: Manis pentadactyla (Chinese pangolin)
Lineage: Eukaryota; Metazoa; Chordata; Mammalia; Pholidota; Manidae
Gene: HDAC6
Product: histone deacetylase 6
Exons: 29
Coding region: 282-3758 (1158 amino acids)
Biological process (GO): chromatin organization
Cellular component (GO): histone deacetylase complex
Molecular function (GO): histone deacetylase activity; zinc ion binding
Source: RefSeq, a predicted model, not a curated record
AUAAUGGCUCAGAAAAUCCUCGCAACAUUUAUCAUCAUCACCACUCCCAUUUUGGCCGCCACCAGCCCUCGUACAGUUUCAUCUGCGCAGCGGACCCAGCCGCCAGCCCGCCCGCGCUACGUCAUCACGGCACGGCGCGCCGCGCGGGAAGUUGCGUGAGGAGAGAAGACGCCCCUUCCUACUCCCUCGCUUGCUUGCGUGCUCUCGAGUCAUUGUGCUGCACAGCUGGCGCGGGCCUGUGGGGCUCCUAAGAACCGUCUCAGGGUAAAGUCUCCUCAACCAUGACCUCCACCGGUCAGGAUUCCUCCACAGCCAGGCAGCGAAGAAACAGGCAUAACCCACGCUCACCCCCCCACAACUCCGGCACCACCUCGAAGCGAGGUGUCAAGAAGGGUGCUGGAGCCCGCACCAGCCCCAGUCUAGCUGAUGUGAAAAAGAAAGGCAGAAUGAAGAAGCUCAGCCAAGCAGCCGAACAAGACCUAAUCAUCGGGUUACAAGGGCUGGAUCCGAACCUUGAGGCCAAAACACUGUCUGGCACGGGCUUGGUGUUUGAUGAGCAGCUAAAUGAAUUCCACUGCCUCUGGGAUGACAGCUUCCCAGAAGGCCCUGAGCGGCUCCAUGCCAUCAGAGAGCAGCUGAUUCAGGAGGGCCUCUUGGACCGUUGCAUAUCCUUUCAGGCCCGGUUCGCCGAAAAGGAAGAGCUGAUGUUUGUACAUAGUCUAGAAUACAUUGAUCUCAUGGAGACAACCCAGUACAUGAAUGAGGAGGAGCUCCACAUCCUAGCGGACACCUACGACUCAGUUUAUCUGCAUCCGAACUCAUACACCUGUGCCUGCCUGGCCUCAGGCUCUGUCCUUCGGCUGGUGGAUGCAGUCCUAGGGGCCGAGAUCCGAAAUGGCAUGGCCAUUAUCAGGCCUCCUGGACACCUUGCUCAACACAGUCUAAUGGAUGGAUAUUGCAUGUUCAACCACGUGGCCAUAGCUGCCCGCUAUGCUCAACAGAAGCAUGACAUUCAGAGGGUACUCAUUGUGGAUUGGGAUAUACACCAUGGUAAAGGGACACAGUUUACCUUUGACAAGGACCCCAGCGUCCUCUAUUUUUCCAUCCACCGCUAUGAGGAGGGUCGGUUCUGGCCCCAUCUUAGGGCCUCUAACUGGUCCACCACAGGUUUUGGCCAGGGCCAGGGAUAUACUGUCAAUGUGCCUUGGAGUCAGGUGGGGAUGCGAGAUGCUGACUACAUUGCUGCUUUCCUGCACAUCCUGCUGCCGAUCGCCCUUGAGUUCCAGCCCCAGCUGGUCCUGGUGGCUGCUGGAUUUGAUGCCCUCCCAGGGGACCCCAAGGGUGAGAUGGCUGCCACUCCAGCAGGGUUUGCUCAUCUAACCCACCUGCUCAUGGGUCUUGCAGGAGGCAAGCUGAUCCUCUCUCUGGAGGGUGGCUACAACCUCCGCUCCCUGGCUGAGGGUGUCAGCGCCUCACUCCACACCCUUCUGGGAGACCCUUGUCCCAUGCUGGAGUCCCCUGGCGCUCCCUGCCCAAGUGCCCAGGCAUCAUUCUGUUGCACUCUGGAAGCCCUGGAGCCCUUCUGGGAGGUCCUUGUAAGAUCAGCCGAAGCCCUGGAGGAGGAUAAUAUGGAGGGGGACAACAUGGAGGAAGAGGAGGAGGAGGAGGAGGGACCAUGGCAGCCCCCUGAGCUCCCAGUCCUGACAUGGCCAAUGCUGCAGGCUCGCACAGGGCUGGUCUAUGACCAACAGAUGAUGAGUCACUACAACUUAUGGGAAAGCCACCACCCGGAGAUGCCUCAGCGGGUCUCACGCAUCAUGCGACGCUUGGAGGAGCUGGGCCUUGCUGGGCGCUGCCUCACCCUUCGUCCACGUCCUGCUACUGAUGCUGAGCUGCUCACCUGCCACAGUUCUGAGUAUGUGGGUCGCCUACGGGCCACAGAGAAGAUGAAAACCAGGGAGCUGCAUCGUGAAAGCACCAACUUUGACUCCAUCUACAUCUGCCCCAGCACUUUCGCCUGCGCACAGCUGGCCACAGGCGCUGUGUGCCGCCUGGUGGAGGCUGUGCUGGCAGGAGAGAUUUUGAAUGGUGCUGCAGUGGUGCGCCCCCCUGGACACCAUGCUGAGCGGGAUGCCGCUUGUGGUUUCUGCUUUUUCAACUCUGUGGCUGUGGCUGCUCGCUGUGCCCAGGCCAUCAGUGGGCGAGCUCUACGGAUCCUAAUCGUGGACUGGGACGUCCACCAUGGUAAUGGAACUCAACACAUAUUUGAGGAGGAUCCCAGUGUGCUAUACAUUUCCCUGCACCGCUAUGAUCACGGCACCUUCUUUCCCAUGGGGGAUGAGGGUGCCUGCAGCCAAAUGGGCAGGGCUGCAGGCACAGGCUUCACUGUCAACGUGGCCUGGAAUGGGCCCCACAUGGGUGACACCGACUACUUGUCUGCCUGGCAUCGUCUGGUGCUUCCCAUUGCCUAUGAGUUUAAUCCAGAACUGGUGCUGGUCUCAGCUGGCUUUGAUGCUGCACAAGGGGACCCACUCGGGGGCUGUAAUGUGUCACCUGAGGGCUAUGCCCACCUCACCCACCUGUUGAUGGGCCUUGCCAGUGGCCGCAUUAUCCUUAUCCUAGAGGGUGGCUAUAACCUGACAUCCAUCUCGGAGUCCAUGGCUGCCUGCGUCCGCUCCCUCCUUGGGGACCCACCACCCCUGCUGACUCUGCCACGGCCCCCACUUUUGGGGGCCAUGGCUUCAAUUACCAAGACCAUUCAAGUUCAUCGCAGAUACUGGCGCAGCUUGCGGGUCACAAAGGCCAAAGACAGGGAGAGACCAUACAGUUCUAAGUCAGUCACCAAGAAGGCACCCCAAACAGCGAAUUCUGGGUCAGCCAAGGGGAUGACCCCACCAGAAGAAAAUAUUCUGGAUGUAGGCACAGGGAAGGCCACCUCAGCGUCAUGUGUGGAAGAGUCCACUCCAGGCCAGACAAAGUCAGAGACCACUGUGUUGGAGCAUACUCAGAACCAGCCCUUGGAGACAGCCACAGGGGAAGCUACAUUGGACCAGACCGCCUCAGAGGCAGCCAUGGGAGUUGCUGUACUGGACCAGACCACCUCAGAGGCAGCUACAGGGGGAGCCUCACUGGACCAAGCCACCUCAGAGGAGGCUGUGGUUGGAGCCAAGCUAAUCCAAAUCCCUCCAGCUUCAUACACUGACAACCAGACUCCCCCAUCCUCACCUGUGCAAGGAGCCACACCCCAAAUCUCUCUCGAUAAGCUGAUUGGGAAUCUCAGGACCUUGGAAGUAGACAAUGAGCCUCAGGAAGCACCAGAAGAAGAUAGGCUACUAGGAGAGGCAGUUGGAGGUCAGGACAUGGAUGAGUCAGUGCUGAUGCAGAGCUCUGGGGACCAUGUUGAUGCUGACCAGGCCAUGUUUUAUGCUGUGACUCCACUUCCCUGGUGUCCCGAUUUGGUGGCAGUAUGCCCCAUACCUGAAGCUGGCCUGGAUGUGACCCAACCUUGUCAAGACUGUGGAGUACUCCAGGAGAACUGGGUGUGUCUGUCUUGCUAUCAGGUCUAUUGUGGUCGUUACAUCAAUGCCCACAUGGUGCGGCACCACAAAGGCUCAGGACACCCACUGGUCCUCAGCUAUGCUGACCUGUCUGCCUGGUGUUACAACUGUCAGGCUUAUAUACACCACCAGACUCUCCUAGAUGCAAAGAACAUCGCCCACCAGAACAAGUUUGGGCAGCUCAUGCCCCAGUCACACUAAAUCCAAGAACAUGCUCCUCUUCUCCACCUUCUGAGGUCCAAGAUAGACCAGCCUUAGUUCUUUCCAACGUGUACCUUGGAUGAGGGGAAGCCUCACUCCUGCCCAUUCUGGAGACCCUUUACAACUUCCCAAGGGUGCCAAUUUAAGUGUAAAUACUUGGAAGAGGACUGUGAUGACCAGUUGUAGAUCUCUCCCUGCCCACUGCCUACUCAAGAGACUCCAUCUACUCUGCCCCAGAAGGAAAGGGGGGUAGCUUAUGGCUCCAAGAUGGGGCUGAUACCAUGAAGAUGAUAACUUUGGAGGGAGGGAGAUUAACUGGCUGGUAUUGCAGAGUUGCAUAUGCAAUAAAGUACAAACUGUUAACAAAA